AUGAUCACGACCUACUAUCGGGCCGACACUGCGCGAGUUCUCAGCCAAACUGUUCUACAAGGUUUUACCCCUCCGUCCACUCUGCCCAUCUACGCCAAUGACUGGAUUCUCGGAAGGGCCCUACACGGUCUUGACGAUGUUGAAUUUGCGCCUGAGAGUUGGCUGACUGGGCUCGACUACGGCGAAGAUGUUGCCCUGCUAGCCUCAGGCUUUGAUGAUUAA
Messenger RNA from Spirometra erinaceieuropaei, 222 nucleotides. Lineage: Eukaryota; Metazoa; Platyhelminthes; Cestoda; Diphyllobothriidea; Diphyllobothriidae. The record is from the annotation of a GenBank genome assembly.